UCAGUUGGCUCGUAUCGCGACUCCGCCAUCGAUGUGCUCGCACCGUUAUAAAAUUGCACAGAAUCAUUACUAUAUCGUCGUUCAGUUAAAUAUCUGUGAUUUGCUCUCCUGCUGAACAGGAAGGUGAUUGCGGUGCGCCUGUUUUCGCUUAUAAUCCCAGCCAAUUAGUUGACUAUACACAGAGAUUUUCGCGGAGAAUUGUGCAGUGUUGGCAAAUUCGCAUCGCAGCGAGCGUUCGCUGAUGGAUGGAUGAUUUCAAAGGGAGUUCAGUGGGGUUUUCUGUGUGAAUUUCCACGUGGAAUUGAGUGCAGUUGAUCUGGAACGAAGAGUGCCUUCCCGCGGGAGUUCCAAGAAGCCCGAGAGACUCUCGAAUGGAGGUGUGAGGGAACUUUUCCACAGUGGAUCUUCAGUUAAUACAGGCGUCUUGAGAUGGAGUCUUCGCGGGCAAAAGUCACACCGUCUUCCAUGUCUUCGGCGAAGAGUGGAGGAGCAACAGUGUACAUCCCCUCCCCAUCAUUGCUCCUCCAGCGCACGCAACGCGUCUACUCAGGUGCACUGACCGCAUCGACAGCAGCGACAUCGCUACCUGGGGAACAUCACCAGUCGCCGAAGACGAGCCACGUCGUGAAGAUUCAAAUCCCGCGCAUCGAGCAAUCGGCGCCGAGAGUCGAUGCAGCUCAGACGUCCGUCAAGUCCUCCACGAGAGUAUCCAUUGUGCCAAUUGUCGUUGAUCGCGUGCCCAGCAAGUUGCCCAAGGACUCCCACGCACCCUUCCAGCCCGCGCAGCAGCCCAAAGUCACGGACAUGGUGCAGAAGCACGAGACGCCCGCGAGCGAGCUGGACGUGAGCCAGUCCUCGUACCUCUACUACAUCCCCAACAGCAUGAGGAGCAGCGGCCAGUGCUCGCCGGACACGCUGGACAGCGGCACGUGCAGUGACAUGGAGGCCACGCCGCCGCCCUUGCCCAAGAAGAUGUCCAAGACCCCACUGGCGGGCGGCAGCGGGUCCACAUCGCCCGUGCAGCAGUCGCCCGAGAGUCCGCAGCCCGUGAACGGGUCACGCCACGUGCGCAACGGCAGUGUCACGGACAGUGAAGAAAGUGAAUCGAGUUUAAGUUGUGAUUCCCUCAAUUGUGCCGAAGUGAUAGUGGACAAGAGUGAUGCGGCCAAAGUGCUCCUGCCCGAUUCGCUGCUCAAGGAUAUUCGCAAGCGUUCGGAGGAGAACGGCAAGGCGGACUUCACGAUAGCCUCCAUGCAGGAGGAGCUGGAGGAGGAGAAGGACCUCGAUCCGAUCUACGACACGGACCGCUUCUACAAGUUCUACAUCAACGAGUACGUGCAGGACCCGGUGACGCAGGGUGAGCCGAAGAUCGUGGACACGGACGAGAGCUUCGCCGGCUACCGGGACAUUCACAGCGGCACGUCCACCAUUCGCAGCUCCAAAGGCACCAUUCGUGGCGUGAAGAACCGCGUGAGGAAUGGCAUUGUCACUUUCCAGCAGAUGCAGUCGAACCUGAAGAACUACAAAGAGAAAGACGCCGGCAAGGUGGUCCUCUACACAACCAGCAUGGGAAUCGUCCGGGAAACAUAUGCCAAGUGCAACUGUCUGAAGCAGAUUCUCCGGACGCUGCUGGUGAAGUUCGAGGAGCGGGACGUCUUCAUGAGCACCGAGUAUCAGCAGGAGAUCAAAGAUCGAAUGCAAUGUGAUAAUAUUGAUGUACCACAGUUGUUUGUCGACGGUCAACAUAUUGGGAAUGCAGAAACCGUUGAGCGACUGAACGAGGAAGGUGAACUGAGGAAAAUGCUGAAAGCCUACAAGUGCCUGGAUCCUUGCUACACCUGCAAAAUGUGCGGCGGCUACAGAUUGCUUCCGUGCCCGUCCUGCAAUGGCUCCAAGAAGUCCGUUCACCGGAAUCACUUCACGGCGGAAUUUGUGUCACUCAAGUGCAUGAAUUGCGACUCUUCUGGCCUGAUCUUCUGCAACUUCUGCAAGAGCGGCUGAUCAAUCGAAUCACGCGUCCGGCGACAAAGAAGUAAAAGUAUAAAAAUUAUUGAGGGAAGCAUGAAAAAAAAACCAUUAUGUGUAAAUAGAAAUAACGUUUUAGUCUCCUAAAUUGUGGUUAAUUAAGUAGAAAAUACAGUAGGAUGAAAGCAAGAUGCAUUAGUUGUGUCUCUAGUUCACUGAAUUAUUUUAUUAGCAAAACGUGUAAUUUAAAAGCAGCUUAAUAAAUUCAGUAAAAUUACAUAU
This is a messenger RNA of Phlebotomus argentipes, 2247 nucleotides long. Its product is annotated as glutaredoxin domain-containing cysteine-rich protein CG31559-like. The transcript is spliced from 5 exons. The coding region runs from base 430 to 2001 and encodes 523 amino acids. The record is from RefSeq and is a predicted model, not a curated record. Gene Ontology annotation, biological process: sensory perception of sound. NCBI's taxonomy places the organism in Eukaryota, Metazoa, Arthropoda, Insecta, Diptera, Psychodidae.